Talaromyces rugulosus is the source of this 870-nucleotide messenger RNA. RefSeq lists its product as uncharacterized. The coding region runs from base 1 to 870 and encodes 289 amino acids. The record is from RefSeq and is a predicted model, not a curated record. The transcript has 5 exons. Lineage: Eukaryota; Fungi; Ascomycota; Eurotiomycetes; Eurotiales; Trichocomaceae.
AUGGAUCCACCGAGACGCAACCAUGGAAACGAAGCAAGAAGCUAUUGGAGGCAACAGUGUCGCGAAAAGCUUUCAUUCUAUCUAUUGAACGAGCUUGGGAUUGUCGUCAAUCCGAAUGAGAUACGAUUGAAACCUAGGCCAGACGACCCUUAUAGGUGGCGCCUCAGUCCUUCAAAGCAGAGUCUCUUCAAGAAUCAGCUUAGCAAACAGGGAACCCGAGGGUGCAAAGAGAUUUUUCGCUCUGUUGGCGAAACAAUCACAGCAGUCUCAGCGAGUGUAGUAGGUGAUGGGUCAGAAAUGGAAGCUUCGGAAGUCGAACAAACCAUUUUAUCCGGAAUUUCGACGGUAUGCCAGCCCGGGAACCACGAUGGAAACAGACUCGAUAGUCCGAAGGAAUCACUAGCACAUCUACUUUACGAGUCAGAAAAACAAGUUGAAACUAUGGAGAAACAGCUGGAAAAUUCGCAGUCCAUCAUAGAGAGUUUGCGAAAAGAGAACAUUUUAAUGCAAUAUAAACUGGAGCAGACGGCGACAACAGCAACAAGAGCGUUAUCAGAAAUGGCUAUCAUAAACACCAACAUGCAAUAUGAUGCAACAGGCUUUUGGCAACCAGGAUCUAUGCACAGUUUUACCCACCCCAAUUCUCCAAUGUUUCGUGCCAAACAAAGCUGGGACAAGGACUCCUCAAAGUGCAAGAUGGUAGAUUCGAUUGAACCAGAAGUCGAUGACGGUAUACGUUCGUCAUUCAGGAGCAUAUUGGUAUGUACUGUCGCGCCCGAAAUGUCCUUUAUGACAUCCAGUCAUGUGGACUUUCUUGAGAUUCGAGCCCAAAGUGGCAAGGAGGGGAAGAAACCUCCAACCCACAAAUGA